AUGACCGAUGUGCAUUCCCGGGAUGCGUCGCAGUACUACAACCUGCCCGAUCUCUAUCCGGAGGAGUGGCCGGCAGAGCUAGACUCCAACAGCGAGGACGAGGGCGACGCUGCGCCGAAGAGCGAUGAAUACCGCCGGCGGUCGCAGAUAAGAUACUCUGGACUGCUGCCCGGACGAAGGGACCAGGAGAGGGUCAAGGGCGGCGAUGGCGCAGUGCUGAAGGACGAGCCUGACCCCCUGGGCGGUCCGGAUACGAUAUUGAGGACUCUCAGGCAGCGCGGACUCCCAGUCGACGAUGACCGGGUACGCAAGCAGUUUCUACUGUCUUCAAAGAGCUUUUCGCCUUCUCAGUUCCUCUCCGAGACCCAGGAGUCUGCGUCAACCCAAUCGCUGCUUCAGGGCCUCGAUUACCUGUCGAGGUCAAUCGACGAGAAGUCUGCCUCGCUGAAGAUACUUGUCGAAUCGAAUUUUGAGAGAUUCGUGAGAGUAAAGGCGACACUGGACAAUGUCUACACUGAGAUGAAAAACGGCGGCGAGGCCGAUUCACGUCUUCGUCAAUCGCCCUCCAGCGAACACCGCAGGUCAAAUUCCCAGCUGGGCGCACCUAACGCGGGCUUAUGGCGGUCGAAGAGCAAGGCAGCUCUCCGGCCGGAGGUGCCAAUCCCCAGUUCUGGAAGCCAAAGCCAGACAAGCGUUUCCGGCAUCAGCACUCCCCUGGCCGAAGCAUCCGAUCAAGCAAAGGAGCUGUGGAGUGAGGCACUGAACGGUCAACAGCGCGAGGAAGGCUUGAAAUCUAUUUUGGAUGCUGUCGAGAAGCAGCGCGAUAUAUACGAAAUUGGUGGACAUUUAUCAAAAUCCAUCCAGGAGCGGGACUACCAGACCAUCUUUGAACAGUAUAGCAAUGCUAGAAGAUUCGCAAACGAGGCAAAGGUCAUUGCGGAACGGGCAGCUUCGACUAACCAGCCAUUGAGGGACGAACAGGUUUAUACAAUCCUAGUCACCGGAAGAAUGUGGAUGGAUGUUGAAAAGCAGGUACAAGUCUUUAAGCGUGAUCUAUGGAAGCGGUUAAGCAACGCGCAAUCUACUUCGCCGACAAACGCGAGUGGCGGACAAGCCGAAGAACAUAUGGAGCUUAUAGCUGCUCUACUAGAACUCGGAGUAGACGACAACCCGGUCUGGGUCUGGCUCCUCAGUCGAUACGACUACCUAAAGACAAAGAUCACUGCCUACUGCCAGCGGUCGAGGUUUGAAAUUGAAACGUUAAGGCGCCGUCUUGCGGCUGGGAAGAAGCCAGAACCCCAAUGCGUGGCCCCGUACCUCCGAAUCUCUUUACAAGAAGGAGCCAGGACGGCCAAAGAUCAUCUUGAUUCAGAAUCGGUCAUCGAACUAUGGGAAUGUAUCCAUACAUUCUUGAAGAAAUUGCUUUCCGUUCAGGGGGGCAUUCUUGGAGAUGUGCUUGGAUUUUGGGACUCAACUCAAUCCUUCCUUGACGGCAGCAAGCAAAGACUCCUGCCCGCUGGGUAUGAUGGAGAAAGUCGAAAACAUCACCGCUUAUCCGCCAAUGGUGUCAGUGAUCUCAAAGAUGGGAUCAUCGAGCUUAUGAGCCUAAUCCGCGACAACGUUGUCUCUAUUUUCGCUGAGCCUCCCCCAGAAGAUAUAGCUUCUCUCAUCCCUACUGUUCCACCAACAAGUCCUACCGCGAACUUCACUGGGCUGACUUCUGAAUCCCGCUUCAAAAUUGACCCUCAGGAUAUCCCUCCCGUCCCAGAGAAAAAGGGGCAACCCUGGGAUGAUUUUGCAUUUUGGCCUCCCUACUCCAAUUCCUUGAGUGGAGUGCACUACCUUAGCGAAUUUUUGAUAUUGAUUGGCACUGCGGCAAGCGAGAUGGCUGAUCUGAGUCCUAUAUCAGGCCAUAGCGGUGCAUACGACAGACUCAAGCUCCUCGUUGGCGGGACUCGCGAAAGAUGUGCUCGUGCCGCGUGUGCGGCAUGGAACAGCGACGCCGAACUCUGCAAAUACCUUGAAGAUUGGACGCGCCAUCCGACAGUUAAAGACUUGAGUAAAAUGCCUAGCCAUUUUAUGACUUUCGAAACUUCAAUUCUCUCCGGUAUGCAGAAAAUAUUAUAUAUCUCUGAGGCAAUGAGGAAGCCUGGCGCAGUAGAUGUUGUUACACCCCCACCAGCGAAACUCCUCCAGAUGGUGCGAACGCAAUUCGUAACCAGUGUGUAUAAAGCCUUAAGUGGCCUCGUCGAGAAUGCAGAACACCCAGUCAACAUUGAUAAUGAUACCGAAUGGGUACUUCCCGGUCCCGAGGCUGCAACGACAGGACCAGACAUUCAUUCUUCAGUAUUUGCAAGCGGAGGAGUUGACUCGAAAAACAGGAACAUUCGUAUACUUUUAACUCUAUCCAACCUCAGAGCUCUCCGUGCCGACCACGUACCCCGACUCGUCACAACUUUCGAGUCGUCAUUCGCCGUCAAACUAACAGACGAAUCAAAAACUAUUCAAGACGUUCUAGGCCAGAUCGACACCCGCCUAUUCCAGUCAUACUUAAAACCAAUUGUUGAAAGUUUAAAAUAUCCUAUUCUUGAGGGAAUCGCAUCCCCCGACUGGAUUCCUACAAGCAGCCGCCCCGAUCAAAUUAGACCAUACGUAUAUUCAACGAUGCUCGGUCUCGUAAUGGUUCACAAUGAAGUCUCCACAACCUUACCAACAAGGACUUCAGCCACACCUCCCUCGUCAUCCUCCUCCAAUCUAACAUAUAAAAUCUUGGCCGAACUACUCACUCAGGUCUCAAGCGCUCUCCUCGAGGCCUUCAUGGGACGGGCCCAGUAUACUCUACCUGCACUCAUGCAGGCUACGUUGGAUACUGAAUUUAUUGCCCAGACACUUUCUCAAUAUUCCUCCGAAGCAACAUCUAAAGUGCAAGGCCAAAUAUACCUCGAGUUAGAUCGCAGGACAACUAAUGAAGCUCGUGCAAAACUACAGGCGGAACUUGGGGAGAUGCGUGGUGUUUUGAAACGAUUGAGAGAAGCAACCCGUGGAGAAUUUGCAUGCUUUAGGAAGCCAAAGAACCCCUCCAAAUAG
Molecule: messenger RNA, 3087 nt
Organism: Arthroderma uncinatum
Lineage: Eukaryota; Fungi; Ascomycota; Eurotiomycetes; Onygenales; Arthrodermataceae
Exons: 2
Coding region: 1-3087 (1028 amino acids)
Biological process (GO): exocytosis; Golgi to plasma membrane transport
Cellular component (GO): exocyst
Source: RefSeq, a predicted model, not a curated record